AUGUUGUUAAUUAGAUCAAUAUUUAGAGCACAGCUAAGACUAGAUUCUCACGCUGUCUCCUCAUUACGUUGUUCACCAUUUUCAGCUGCAGCAAUUCAAGCUGAAAAAACUAUCAAAGAUGGUCCAAGAAAUGAUUGGACACGUCCAGAAAUCAAGGAUGUUUAUGAAUCUCCUCUUCUUGAUCUCCUCUUUCAUGGGGCUCAAGUUCAUAGAUAUGCUCAUAAUUUUAGAGAAGUUCAGCAAUGUACUUUGCUUUCGAUAAAGACUGGUGGGUGUAGUGAGGAUUGUUCUUAUUGCCCUCAAUCUUCAAGGUAUAGUACUGGAGUCAAGGCUCAGAGGCUCAUGACUAAGGAAACUGUUAUGGCGGCUGCUAAAAGGGCAAAAGAGGCAGGUAGCACACGUUUUUGCAUGGGUGCCGCUUGGAGAGACACGAUAGGAAGGAAGACCAACUUUAACCAGAUCUUAGAUUAUGUGAAAGAUAUCAGGGAUAUGGGCAUGGAGGUUUGCUGCACCUUGGGCAUGCUAGAGAAGCAGCAGGCUGUAGAAUUGAAGAAGGCCGGUCUGACAGCUUAUAACCAUAAUCUUGAUACCUCAAGAGAAUAUUACCCGAACAUCAUCACUACGAGAUCUUAUGACGAACGCUUGGAAACCCUUGAACAUGUUCGUGAAGCAGGAAUUAGCAUCUGCUCAGGAGGCAUAAUAGGGCUUGGAGAAGCAGAGGAAGACCGAGUUGGUUUAUUGCAUACAUUGGCAACCCUCCCUACUCACCCAGAGAGUGUUCCCAUUAAUGCGUUAAUUGCAGUGAAAGGCACUCCUCUACAAGACCAAAAGCCAGUUGAAAUAUGGGAGAUGAUUCGAAUGAUUGGCACUGCACGUAUAGUCAUGCCGAAAGCAAUGGUCAGAUUAUCGGCUGGGAGAGUGCGUUUCUCAAUGUCGGAGCAGGCUCUAUGCUUUCUUGCUGGUGCAAAUUCAAUCUUCACUGGCGAGAAGCUACUGACAACCCCUAACAACGAUUAUGAUGCUGAUCAACUUAUGUUCAAGGUUCUCGGUUUGAUUCCAAAAGCACCCAGUUUCUCUGACGACGAAGAUAAGGCUUGUGCUUGUGAAGCAGAACGUUUUUAG
Molecule: messenger RNA, 1122 nt
Organism: Dovyalis caffra
Lineage: Eukaryota; Viridiplantae; Streptophyta; Magnoliopsida; Malpighiales; Salicaceae
Source: the annotation of a GenBank genome assembly